Molecule: messenger RNA, 1812 nt
Organism: Stylonychia lemnae
Lineage: Eukaryota; Ciliophora; Spirotrichea; Sporadotrichida; Oxytrichidae
Source: the annotation of a GenBank genome assembly
AUGCUUGCUAAAUAAUAUGAGGAUACUAACUUAACAGACCAAUUUAAUCCUCGAGAUAUUUUCAGCCUACCUUUGCCUAAUAAAAUUACUGAUGGACUAUAUUUUAAGUAUAAAAACUCUUCAAAAGAAGGCAAUGUAAAGAGCAAAAGAUUAUAGAUAUUUUCUAACAUCAUAAGUACAAGCUAAAAGCCAUUUGUUGUCACGACUAUAAGAGAUUAAUCUCUUUAUCUAGAAUUAGAGAAAUAGAAAAAUAUCACCCUUGCAAAAACAUAGGCAUUUGCUUCGGCUGCUCAUGAAUUCAGGAAUCCUCUAGGUGCAAUAAUUAACUCUCUUGAUCUACUUGAGGAUAAAAUCUUAUAAGACAAAGGCAGUUAGAUGUUUUUUAAAACAGCAAAGAAUUGCUCCUAAUUAAUGCUCUACCUUGUAAAUGAUAUUCUUGAUUUCAGUCAAUUAGAAUCAUAGAAACUUAUGCUUAAUAUCGAUUGGGUCGAAAUAAAAACUUUGCUUGAAGAUUGCAUAAAUGUUCUUAAGUUCAGAUCUGAUCAAAAGGGAAUCGAUAUGUACUAUGAAAUUCAUCAAAGUUUCCCAAAUAAGAUACAGACAGAUGAGCAUAGGCUGAGACAAAUAUUGAUAAAUCUUCUAUCUAAUGGAAUAAAAUACACUUGCAAAGGCUAUGUCAAAAUUCUCUGUUAUAAGAAGGAAUCAUCAGAAUAGCUUUGCAUCAAAGUUUAAGACAGUGGAGUUGGAAUUGCCACUUAAGACUAAGAAAAACUUUUCAGUGCUUUCAAUAAAACUAAGAAAAAUCGUGAUUUAAAUAAGGAUGGAUGUGGCUUAGGACUUACGAUUAGCAAAAAUUUAGCUUAAGCUCUCAAAGGAGAUAUCAUUGUAGAAUCCUAAGUUGAUAAAGGCUCAAACUUUAUUGUAUUGCUAUCAUAGAGAUAUAACUAAUUUUAUGAUUUGCCUGAUAGAUAAUCUCAUAAUUUAGUUUCAGAUGAUAAUAAUGAAUUUUGCAAAUACUCAAAUAAACAUGACUCUUAUCGAGAAGGAUCAUUAAAUAUGGAUAUGGAGAAAGGAAAGAAUAGUAAUCACCAACAUUCUCUCAGUUAUAUAGAGACUCCUUAAAAGCCUUAUGACAGCUCCCAAAAUGAGUACAAUGAGAUAUAGAAUUAGUUUGAGAUUACAUAUAAUGUAGAUACAGACAGAGAUUCAAUGAUUAAGAUUCAAGAUUACUUUUCUCCAAUAAAGAGUAUAUUUCCUCCAGAUUUUUCAAGACAAAGCAUAAUAGAAUUUUAAGAUUCUCCUUAAAAUUAUGUGAUUCCUAAUUAAUCAGAUUUAGACUUAGAAACUUUAAGUAUCGAAAUCUAAGAGGAAAGUAAGAUAUUGCAGAAGUGCAAAUGUCCUAGAAUUCUAAUAGCUGAUGAUGAUCCUUUCAAUAUUAUAGCUAUUGAAGGAAUGCUAAAUUCAAUAGGUAUAUCUGAUAUUGAGAAAGUUUUUAACGGAAGGGAAGCUAUUGAUAAAAUUAGAAAAAAUUUUCAAGAGCAAAUUAAAGAUGGAGAAACAUAAAGCUGUAAAGGCCAUUGCUAAUAUAAGAUAAUAUUAUUGGAUAACUAAAUGCCACUUAUGAAUGGCAUUGAUGUAGCUUAAACAAUCAGGUUGGAAUUUGAAAAUUAAAUCUAAUUAGGACCUUAUAGGAUAUUCUUAUUGUCGGGGGACAAUUUUACAAAAAUGGAUGCUAGUCUAAGAAAUGCUUUUGACGAUAUUAUUAUAAAACCAAUAUCAAAGUAAAAAAUACAGGAAAUUUUAAACUUGUGA